AUGAAGGACCUCUCGACGCUGCCGCAGAUCAUCCAGAGCUUCGUUCUUGGGAACCUCUGGGAAGCAGAACCGAAUCACUCUGUGCCGCAGACAUGCAAGACAUUCUGCGGCUUGUGGAGACAGUAUGCGGCAGCUAAGGCGCUCCUCACCUCCGAUAGUGGGACCGCAUACUUCUUCAGGUUGUGGCUUGCAGAGUUCAUGAAGGAUCAGGCCUUGACAACGCAGAGUGCUUCAGGCCCGCGGCAUAGCCCCAUCUUUCACUUCGUUGCCAAAGUGCAGAAAGACAGCCAGUUGUCUGAAGCACCGAGAUACCUCGACUGCGGUGACAGCUUGAGUCUUUACUUGGCGAGGCUGAACCCACCAGACAUUGAAUCGGAGCGCCUCAAGUGCCUAUGGGACAAAGUGGCUGCUGUUCUACGGGGCGAGCAGCUUACGGGUGCCAGCCUCCUGUUGGCUUAUGCUCAGAAUUCUGAGAGUAUGGCUGCGGAUUUAGUCGUGCUCUUGAGGGACUCAUCAGGCUUGUCGCUCUUGCGAUGUAGCGGGGAUUGCGCCUACAACGAAGUGUAUAUCUCAACACAUGGAGUCGCGGCCGGCGGUUUGCGCAAAGCAGUGAAGCAAGUGUGGAAAUGCAGAGGAAUCGACUUGGAAGAUGCCAUGGACAAACUCUUCCGAUGCCUGAGCUUCAAGCCCUCUUGGAGCGAAGAAUGGGAGUCGCAGAUGGACUUCGACUUCGAAGCGGACAGUGAUGAUGCCAUGCAGACCUACCUCGAGAAGCUUUGGAGUGGUACAGGUGAUUGA
Symbiodinium necroappetens is the source of this 798-nucleotide messenger RNA. Lineage: Eukaryota; Dinophyceae; Suessiales; Symbiodiniaceae. The record is from the annotation of a GenBank genome assembly.